This is a messenger RNA of Acanthopagrus latus (yellowfin seabream), 1973 nucleotides long. RefSeq names its product UTP23 small subunit processome component (gene utp23). The transcript is spliced from 3 exons. The record is from RefSeq and is a predicted model, not a curated record. NCBI's taxonomy places the organism in Eukaryota, Metazoa, Chordata, Actinopteri, Spariformes, Sparidae. Gene Ontology annotation, molecular function: small ribosomal subunit rRNA binding. Bases 257 to 1021 code for a protein of 254 amino acids. Gene Ontology annotation, cellular component: small-subunit processome; nucleolus.
CCUCGUAAUUUUUGUUCCCAGUCGGAGUCAUUAGAAGCACACACCCCAAGCGUGUUGUGUACGCUAGAAAUCCAUGCUGAAAUAACUGAUGGCGAUUGUUUGGAAAUGUUAAUGAAAGCCGUCCAUUAAACUAAGAAACUAUCAAACCGGAAGAGUUUUCUUCAACGGACAUAUUUAACGCGCGUCACUGACGGUUACUUUCUGAGAAGUGUUUAAAAAAAACGAGCCUCUCUUCUGACUUCACCUCGUAGCCACCAUGGGGCUGAAGCGACAGAAACAAGCCAAGAAGACAAUAAGUUUCUACAAAUACAACUUCAGCUUCAGGCAGCCUUUUCAGAUCCUCAUCGACGGGACUUUCAGUCAGGCUGCCCUGAAAAACAAGAUCCAGAUCAAGGAGCAGAUGCCCAAAUACCUGAUGGGAGAGGUGCAGCUGUGCACCACAAGCUGUGCACUGAAAGAACUGGAGACUCUGGGGAAAGAGCUGUAUGGGGCCAAAAUCAUCCUGCAGAGGUUUCAGGUGAGGAGGUGUGCACAUUUCAAGAGUCCUGUCCCCGCUUCAGAGUGCCUGCUGUCCAUGCUGGAGGAGACAAACCCACACCACUACUUCAUAGCUACACAGGAUCACACAUUAACUGCAGGCCUGAAGAAGAUCCCCGGCGUUCCUCUGCUCUACAUCAUCCAGAACACCAUCGUGCUGGACAAGCCCUGCCAGACGUCCCUCGACCACGUCCAGGCAAUCCAGCUGGGCGAGCUGGUCAGCCCGGCGCAGCAGCAGAGCAUCCGCAGCCUGAAGGAGGAGCAGGGCAUCGACCAGAAGGACGGAGAGAGGAGGGGGAGGAAGAGGAAGAGGAAACAGAGCAAUCCUAACCCUCUCAGCUGCCUGAAGAAGAAGAAGAAGGGGAAAGGCGUCCCGACACCGCCGCUGAAGAAGACGGAGGAGGGGGAGAAGAGGAAAAGAAGUCGACACAAGAAAAAACAAAACAACACACCUGCUGCUGCUGCUGUCGUGACGAAUACAUAGUGCGGCAGGAAGACAGAGACUUCAGCCAUUUUGUUUCUGGCAUAAAAAUAUUAUCUGAAGAUGUCAAAGAUGCUCAUGAUUAUGGAGGACUGAAACACACAAAAUAAAAAAUCAUUUGCAUGCUGAAGUAGAGAUGCAUAAAGAAGUGUAAAAAUAAAAUACAGUAAAAAAAGUUUUAAAUGGGAAAAUGAAAUAAUAGUAAAUACAGAAAGAAAUUAAAACACAUCUAUUUACGUCAUGUGCAUUUGAUGACAUAUUUGCCAAAUUCCUGAGUCACUUAUUUCUUUGUCUUAUAUUUUGAUUGUUUCAGUCCUCCAUACAUGAUUAAUAUAAUCUGAAAAUAUUACACUCUGCUCAUUUCCUCCUUCUCAGCUUUUCUGAUGUUUCCAGCAUAGAAGAAAUCAAUGUUUCUAACACAAAAUGCCAUUUUAAAAUACUGUUCCAAGUAUUUAUUUUAUUUUGGAAAAUUCUGCAACAGUUUCCAGGAUUCAGGAGUCACAGGCAUGAGAUUAAAACUGUUCGGAAACAAACAUUUCUUAAUUCAGAAGAUUUGUCUCACCUUUUAUACAAAAUAAAAAAGCAGGUUUACAGGCACAUAGUUUAUAAUCUAAGAUGCACUCAGACGUUACACGAUAAACCGUUUAUAUGGAAGUGCGAUUAAAAAAUGAUGCAUUCAGGCGUCUUCGCAGAUGCACGAGGAAGAAGUGUGGUCACGACGACUUGCUGGUCUGCUUGUUUUUACUAUGUUGUUGUGUGAUUUUGAUUAAGCCUGUAAUAUAUUUUUUGUACGAUGCGUUUAGAGUCCAAAAAACAACGUUUAGAACAAAUAUGUGCAUUCAGACUUCACUUGAUCAUCUCAUCAAGUCAUUCUUUAGUUUAAAAAUUGAUUGAGUUCUAAAAAAAACAAUUCAUUCUUGUUAUAUAUUACAUCAAUAAAUCAAUAUUGAACAGA